Molecule: messenger RNA, 3674 nt
Organism: Dipodomys spectabilis (banner-tailed kangaroo rat)
Lineage: Eukaryota; Metazoa; Chordata; Mammalia; Rodentia; Heteromyidae
Gene: Tslig2
Product: chromosome unknown C2orf49 homolog
Exons: 4
Coding region: 47-742 (231 amino acids)
Biological process (GO): embryonic morphogenesis
Cellular component (GO): tRNA-splicing ligase complex
Source: RefSeq, a predicted model, not a curated record
CGGAGCUCUGUGGGUAGUCGACGGGGUCUCCAGGCGACUACAAACCAUGGCGGGGGAUGUGGGCGGCCGCGGCUCCACGGACUCGGAACUGCUGCUGCACCCGGAGUUGCUGUCCCAGGAGUUCCUUCUCCUCACCCUAGAGCAGAAGAACAUAGCUGUUGAAAAUGAUGUCCGAAUAAACAAAGACAACCUUACUGAUCUUUAUGUCCAGCAUGCUAUACCAUUGCCUCAGCGGGAUUUGCCAAAGAAUCGAUGGGGGAAAAUGAUGGAAAAAAAAAGAGAACUACAUGAGAUAAAAAAUGAGACUAAAAGGAGUAACACUGUAGAUGGGUUAAGGAAAAGACCCCUUAUUGUGUUUGAUGGAAACUCAACAAGUACAUGCAUCAAAGUGAAAAGGACAGAGAAUGGAGACAAUGAACGACUCAAGCCUCCCCCUCAGGCAAGCUUUCCCAGUAAUGCCUUUCAAAAAUUAUCAAAUUCCUCUUCAGGUGUUUCACCCCUAAUUUUGUCUUCCAAUUUGCCUACGAACCAUAAGGUGGAAUACAAUAAUGACAAUAAACCAAACCAUGACUUAACGCAUAGGAAAAGUCUUUCAGGUCCUAUGAGGUCACCACCUUUGUCCCCUGUUGCAACUACACCUGUGAAGUUGAAGCGAGCUGCUCCUAAAGAAGAAGCAGAAGCUGUGACUAUCCUGAAGCCCCCAGAAGCAAAGAGGAAGAUACAACAUGUUACAUGGCCAUGAAGGGAUGUUUCCAAAAAUGUAAAUAUAACUGUAACAAGUUUUUCAAACAAGUGCACAUACAUUUGACAGUAUUGACAGAGAUUCUGAUUAUUGCAGAAUUUUCUUAAGAAGAUAAGGUCUUUUUUCCCUCCCUUAAAAAAAUUUCUUGCCUCUCACAUCUUGAUUAGGAAUUUCUUUGUUAAAUAAUGGUUUUAUAUACAUCAUUUAAAUUGGUCCUGCUCAAAUCAUUAACUGCAGACCUGGCAUAAAACAUUUAACCGACUUUAGGAAUUACUCUUACUAAUUUCCUUCAGAGUCUUUGAAGAAGUUUGAGAUUCUUUUUUAAUGCAAAUACUUUAGUAAUUUACUACCAUUUCUGUUAAUUUGCUUUCCUAAGCAUUAUAAUAGUUCAUUACAGCAUUUUAGUAAAUAUUACCAUAUGCAUCCUCAAGGAUUCACCAAAGAAAGCAUCUUGGUAAAUACUGCUAGAAAACGAUUGCGAAUGUACAGAUAAAAUUGCUUUCUUCAAUUGCUUAUAUUGCUUCUUCCUGUAAAAAGCAAAAGGAAAAGCAGUGCUUCCUCCUUGCUGCUGCUCCUCCCCCUGAGAUCAUAUUGUAGGAUUGGCUGUGAGCUGUCUGGAGCAUCCCUUGUCUUGUAGCAGCCCUGCCUACUCUAUUGUGAGUAGCCUGUGAUCUCACUCUGAGUUUAGCUAUUAUUCCCUUCUGGGAGCUUAACCUCUUAAAAAAUGAAGUUGAUUUAAAAAUCUUCAGGCUGAGUAAUCAUGUUAGAGCAUAUGGCACUUGGUAGCAGAAAGUUUAGAGAAUUGAUGGGGAGCCAUAGAAUUCUACUUGGGAGAGUACAGAAAGUGUGGUAGUGAGGGGCAAAAGGUCUGCUCUGAUGUAUGCAGUAGAGAGGCUACUGGAAUCCAAAUUCACUGCAUGGUGCUGCAGAGGAGAAUGGACUUCUGGUAGACUGAGGCCUCCUGUUGUGUAACACAUACAACUUCCCACACAACUAUCCCAUGUAGGAAAGAGGUUUUCUUUUUUUCUUUUUUUUUUUGUGCGUGAGACUGUCACUUCCAAUAUAAUGGAAGGCAAUGAGAAAAUAGUAUUCACAUUAUGUUCAAGAGUUUUAGUAUCUACUUUUCUGCUAUGUAUUUCUAACCAAGAGCAAAAGAUACUUUGUACUUUUUUUAAUAUAUAUAUAUAUCUUCAAAUUGAGGUUGACUCUUUUCCAGUGAGUUUUAGAGGAAUCUCUUUCCUCUUUCAAUUUGUUAAAACAACUUGUUCAGCUAGUGAGUAGCCUUACAAAAAAUUAAUUCAGCCUUACAGGUAAGUUCUAACCCUAGAGUUUUUAAUCAGCUCUGCCUUUAUUCUGGACUAAGUCUAUAACACAUAAGACAAAAUGGAUAUGUAUAUUAGUGUUACAUAAAUUAUUGAUGCUAUAGUAAGUUUUACUGUAUUAUUAACUUGAUGGCUGACGCAUAUUGUGGAUGAGAACUGUGAUUCUCUCCGUAAAUAUUAAGAUUUAAAAGUUCAGGUUUUAGGUAGAAUGACAAAUUAUAUUUUGUAUUCAGUUAUCCUUCAGCUUCCACUUGUAUUUCUCUCUUAAUUAGGAGAGAGUUAGCAAUUUGACGAUUUUAAGUCAGUGAGAACUUUUAGUUACUCUGAAAUUAAUUUUUAAUUUGUAUAUUUAUAAACUUACAGAGUAGGUUGAUAAUAACAGCUGAACUGUGUAACAUUGUUGCUUCAAAUUGAAGUUUAUAUUAUGAACAUCAGAGUCAGUGCUUUUCUAGCAGCAUAUUAUUGAACUGUUAUGAGUUUGAAAGGUGAGAAGUGCUGCAGUGCACUGUUUGACGUGUUUCCCCCAUCCUAGAGUGAGUGCCAUGCCUUCUGCAGCAUGUGGAAACUGCUCAUCCGCCACUGGCUCUCUCACAUAGUGAAGCAGGCCUAGUGCUACAAAUCUGGGGCGCAGCACCACUGCGAGUCUUAGCUUCUAAGUUGUAUUUUCCUGUCUAGAAAAAGCUUAGGAAGAUUUGAUGUGAAUGGUGAACCACUUCAGAAUAAUCUUUGUGUUGCUCUUGGUUCUGUAUUCCAAUAGAGCCAGUUAUCUUAUUACUAGGUUAGGCAAUGAAUAAGAUUAAAGUUAAUAGGUGACUUGUGAGGUACCACAACUUGGUGUUAGCAGGUUGGUUUAUUCUUUUUUAAUUCUCUUCUACCUUUUCCUGUCCCCUCCCCUCCCCCAUUAUAUUUUUUUCUUUCUUUUAUUCCUCGAUUCUCUAGAUUCUAAGCAUCAGUCUGAGAUUUGCAAGUCAUAUUGCUGGCCCUACACAUUCAGUAAAGGGUAGAAAUAAACUGAGCCCCAGUCCUCUGAAACUUGAGGGAUCACAGACUGCCAUGUGGUUUAUGCAGUCUCAGGACCUGCAGCCCAGGCACUAAAUUGCUUCCUACAGCAGUACAAUUUUCCAAGAUAACCUUCUUCCUCUAGAUAGCUAACAGCCAUUUUGGAAAAUCGGUUCGCUGCUACUCUGAUGCUUUGCUGUAUUUGCUAGUGUUAAAUUCUUCUGAAUUGGAAUUUUUGUUUGAAAUGUUUUGGUUGACUUAGAAUUUGAGAGAUGAUUCUAAAGCUGAUCUAGAGAGUCAUUGAAUAGCAAUGAUUUUUUUAAAACUUACAUUAAGUAAAACUGCCAGUAGAUUAAAUCAUAAAUGUAUGUAACAGCUUCCUCUACUACUGUAGAACUUCAGUAAUUUUUAGAAGCUAACAAAUGGUCAAAUGUUCUUAAGUGUGCUCUUUUAUUAAAUGCUUGUUCAAGUUUUGUAACUCAGUACACAAAAGUUUGAACUUGUACAUUUUUGUAUGUAAAAGUCUUUUAAGUCUUUAUUUAAACUGAAUAUAAUUAUCUUGAGUAGAUCUGCCAUUCAUAAAAAAUAAAAUAAAAUGGAAAAAUAUUCUG